Molecule: messenger RNA, 1169 nt
Organism: Linum trigynum
Lineage: Eukaryota; Viridiplantae; Streptophyta; Magnoliopsida; Malpighiales; Linaceae
Source: the annotation of a GenBank genome assembly
CUUUUGACCGUUAACUUGGACGGUCAAACGCGUUGACUAACGGUCAACGCGCCAUGUCACUGCCAACUCAGCACAAUAAAUGUUAAAAAAAUUAAAAAAAGCCAUAUAAUCACCAAUUGUGAAUUAUUUCAAUUAAGGUAAAAAAACAUAAAAAAAAGAAAGCAGCCCAAUCGAACUUUGCAGAUCGAACUUAACACAAAUCGCAAACCCAUACUCCAUCACCGCCAAAAUCGAUUUCCGAUUGCGAUUUCCAGAUCUGGGCAAAAUCGAGCCUCUGUCCUCCGCCGUUCCCAACGCUGGAAACCAUUCCCAAUCCAUUGAUGGCAAGAACUACGGCCGGCUAAAGAGAGCCCCACGAGAGCUGCUGAAUUCAGUUAGGGGCAAGCUACAAACUCGAUGAUCUGAGCCGAGAGUCGUUGGUGGAGCAGGAGAUGAACGAGGCGUUGUUCCUGGUGUGCUUGAACGAGGCGUACAGGUACUACGACACCCUCUUAGAGUCGAUAGAGGCGAGGGUGCAGGGGGAGGCGGAGCGUGGCCGCGUGGAGGAAGGAUUGGGGAGAAAGCUGGCGAACGCGAUGACCUGCAAAGGUUUUCGGGAAAUGGCGGGGCCGGAUGGGGAUGCCGGGUUCAACAACCUCGUACCUUUCCUCCUUGAGCGCCUUGCAAGCCUGAGUCCCCGAGUAAUCGAACUCGCAAGCUUGCCCAAUCACAAUCGAUCCCACACCAAGUAUCAUAAAUAGCUCCUCUUUUCGACAACCUUCGCCUCCAUCGCCGCUUCUCUAGCCUUCGUCGAGCUUCAACGCACAACGACGGAUUAGGUACACCCCUUUGAGUGGCGAAUCUCCCGUCGAUGCCGGCAUGAGUGGAUGUUUAGAGAAGAGAAGCUGUCGUUCCGGUGGGAGAACAAGGCGGAGCUUCCGGGACUGGGAAGACGGCGAUCGCAGCGGUUCAAGCCUGCUCAUUGUUUGUCGCAUCUGUUCAAAUUGGAAAUGGGGUCUGUUGGAAGCUGGAAAUUGGUCACGAAUUAGGGUUUUAGAAUCAAAGAGGAGGAAGAGGCAGUUGGGAACUCCGAAAUUGAAGAAGAGGUUGGGGGAGGAGACGGAGGGAAAUCCGGUGGGGUUACUAUUUUUUUUCUUUUAAUUUAAUUGUAAUAAUUCAAAAUUAGAAAA